AUGGGGAGGUCCGCCGACACGAGCUGUCUGAGCGACACGGGUGGCGAGAGUGGCCCAGCGCUCAGCGCGGGCCCAGCGAGCGUCGGCCAUGAGCUUGGAGGAGUGGUGGACACCUGGUCCAAGGAGGCGCUUGAGCCUAGCGACCAGCACGUUGGCAUCGAGCGGGUCACGGACAAGGUGAAUGACAUGACCCAUGCGAACAGCGUGGCCAACCUCUGGUGCAACAUGGAUACCCAGGUCAAGCUCGCAGUCGUGGUGAAGGUGAUGGGCCGCACCGGCUCCAGGGGUCAGGUGACCCAGGUCAGGGUGAAGUUCCUGGAUGACCAGAACCGUCUCAUCAUGAGGAACGUCAAGGGCCCUGUUCGUGAGGGCGACAUCCUCACCCUGCUCGAGUCUGAGCGGGAGGCCAGGAGGCUGCGCUGAGCGGCUGCUUUUCCUGUCUUCGGAAGUAAACUCUACUGCAUUUAAAUCAACUUCUUGAACGCUGGCUUUGUCUUUUGCCUAGGCUAUGGAAAUGUAAGCAGUACUUAAUAUGUUGCAGUUUUCUUCUGUUGCCUGAAUUAAAGUGCACUUGAUGUUGUGAGACUUGAUAAUCCUUGCACACCUCUGGGUUAUUUGAAUUGAUUGGAUGAAUGAUAUAUUGUAUCCUAUGAUUUGAGUGCUGGUAUAAAUCUGAAUCGCUUCUACUUGUAAA
Messenger RNA from Triticum aestivum (bread wheat), 694 nucleotides. RefSeq lists its product as uncharacterized. NCBI's taxonomy places the organism in Eukaryota, Viridiplantae, Streptophyta, Magnoliopsida, Poales, Poaceae. The record is from RefSeq and is a predicted model, not a curated record. Gene Ontology annotation, molecular function: structural constituent of ribosome. The transcript is spliced from 3 exons. Gene Ontology annotation, biological process: translation; ribosomal small subunit assembly; maturation of SSU-rRNA. The coding region runs from base 1 to 423 and encodes 140 amino acids. Gene Ontology annotation, cellular component: cytosolic small ribosomal subunit; ribosome.